Bactrocera oleae (olive fruit fly) is the source of this 4837-nucleotide messenger RNA. Its product is annotated as 32 kDa beta-galactoside-binding lectin. Gene Ontology annotation, molecular function: carbohydrate binding; chromatin insulator sequence binding; DNA-binding transcription factor activity. The record is from RefSeq and is a predicted model, not a curated record. Lineage: Eukaryota; Metazoa; Arthropoda; Insecta; Diptera; Tephritidae. Gene Ontology annotation, biological process: regulation of transcription by RNA polymerase II. Gene Ontology annotation, cellular component: chromosome.
AAUUAUUCACAACUAAACUCACCUCGAGACUGUAAGUUUAACUAUAAAAAGAAGAAGAGUCCCGCUAGUUUUUAUUUUAUUGGUGGGAAAAAAUAUUUGAUUUUCUAUAUUUAAGUGAUGAGAUAAAUUUAUGUAUUUCAAAUUACUGAAAUUAAAAAUUAUAAGCCGUUGCAAAUAUUUAAAGUAUUUGAACAGUAUUCAAUACGAAGUUUAUAUGUGCAUAUAAUGAGUAAUGCUAAUAUAUUAGCGGAGCUUAAACCUUGUGGCUAUAUAUUGGCAACAAGGCAGUAUAAGUACUUUGCAUUAAAAUGCAUUCAUUGUGAUAAAAAAUAUGGGCACUGGGCAACCUUUUUACAACAUUUGAAACAAUUUCAUAAUGAUAUUGAAGAUGAGGCGCAUUGGCUUUUCGAAUGCACUGAAGAAACGUUGUCACCGGCCCGGCAACAAAGUGAGGAGUAUCCUGUAGAGUGUCUGACCGAAGCCCUACUACCAAAAGAAAAGGAAACACUUACUAGCGCUUUCGUAUUGGAUGAACAAAUUGAUUGUGUUGACAAUGUUUUCGGAAAUAAAACAGAGGAAGUUGCGGAAGACGUGCGCUCAAAUAGAGAGAACACUUCUUCGCCAACUAGUCGGUUUCUGAACGGGACUUUUGAAGAAUCGCAUGACCAAUUAAGUAAUAGUAGCGUUACGGCCCAAGAAAUUAAAAAUUUAAAGGUUAAAAUUAACUUAAAUAUUGAUGAUGAAGUCACGGUACAACUUAUAACUAUAUAUAGAAAUUUUCCAUCAUUAUGGCAUUUGAAUAAAAAUUCAUCCAAUACGACUAAUAUAAAAUAUCAAGAAAAGCAAGAAAUGUUAAAAUCGUUUGCGGUACUUAACAUACAUAUAUCUAUGGAUGAUUUAGAAGAGUCUCUCACACAACUUCAUUUACAAUAUUGUGAUAUAUCGCGAAGGUUAGAAGAAGGAAUAGAGAUUUCAGAUAUUGAAGAAAAAUAUUUCGAAAUGUGUGAAUUUUUGAAACCGUAUAAUAAACCACAUCUUGUUAGAAAUGAAGAUGAAAGUGAGGAGUCUGAAAGUGUACAUGGAGAAUGUGAUAAGUUUAUAGGGGAUAAUGAUUUUAACGAAGGCUCACUAAGUGGAUAUGGCUCGUCCGAUGGCGAAGCAUUACAAAGUAAAUUGAUUGAAACGCAAACGCUUGUUAGGUUUUCGACACGUAAUAAAAUCACCUCCGAUUUUAUACAAGGUCUCCGAGAUCAGCCCUGUCUAUGGGAUUCGCAAGACCCCGCUUAUAAUGACCCAAAAGAGCGUUUACAAGCAAUUAAUAAGUUGAAGGAUUAUUUUCUCUCUAACUACAGCAUACCACUUACGGAGUCAAAAAUUACAACUGAAAUAAGACGUUUGUACAGCUUUUAUAAAAGAUGUGUGGUUACGCGGAACACCUUGAAUGUUAAUCGUCAAUAUUAUUAUGACUGCUGCUCAUUUUUGGCAGGUGCAGAAUUGGAUGAUGUACUUCUAAAACGCAGUUAUACAUAUCGUAAAAUUUCGUUUCAAACAGUCGAUGAUUUUACGCUUGGCUUCAUUGACUUCUGCGCCAUGCAUCCUGUGCUAUGGGACAAAAACGAUCCCAAUUAUUCUGUUUUGAAUGUACGUCGACAGGCUUACGAAGAAAUCGCAAAGAAUUUACAACAAAUUUACAAUGUUGAAUUGAAUAACGAAGAGAUUUACUAUGCAAUUUCUCGUCUUAAACAUCAUUAUUAUAUGUUGCAACGUAAGAAUCUACUAAACGGUUCGCUUAACAACUUGGAGCUGGAGUUUUUAGAGCGCUGUAGCUUUUUACCAACAUCAAAUAACAAUCUGCAAUGUUUGAUUUGUGAACGAAUAUUGCGCAGUUAUUCCACCUUACAAACACAUAUGUUAAAAGAGCAUAAUAUUGGUGAACUACCACAUAAAUGUCAACAUUGCGAACAACGUUUCGAGCGAAGAGCUUUGAAAGUUGAACAUGAAGUUCGUGCUCAUACCAAGCAAUUUGAAUGGUUUUGCUCAUUUUGCUCCAAAGGUUUUGCCACGCGUCGUGAUAUGGAAAUACACACAUUGGUUCAUACGGGAGAGCAUAGAUGCGUUUGUGAACAUUGCGGCAAAGGUUUUCGGCUAAAACAUCAAAUGACCGAGCAUGUGAAGAUCAUGCACGAACGUUUGAAACGUUUCAAGUGCACCAUGUGUCCGAAGGAUUUCUUUCGAAAACGUCAACUUGACGAUCAUGUACGUGCACAUCUGAAUAUACGUGAUAAGAUUUGUAAUAUUUGUGGCAAAGGAUUUACCAACAUACAUGGACUUUUCCGACACAAGCAAUUACAUUCGGACGUAAAGAAAUAUGAAUGCAAUAUUUGUGGUAAACGUUUUCAUCGUAUAUCCGGUGUGAAUUCACAUAAAAAACUAGCGCAUAAAAAAGCCAAACAACAAGAGAUUUUUACAAAUAUAAUAAUAAGUGAAGAAGAAGAGGAUGAUGGCGACGCCAACGAAAUUUCUCUUUGAUACGCUUAAACUUUGUCAACAAUAUUCUAUAUGUUUAAAACGUAAACGUAAACAUAUUGACAUUGUUGUCGACGUUAUAAGCUUUACUGACGGAGGCGGUCAUAGUUAAAUGGUCUACUAGUGUGUUCUGGAUACAUCUCUUGUAUAUUUGUAGACGUGUCGUUUUGUGCGUUAUGCCACCUCCAUUUCACAUCAUCGACGCUUACAUAUAUAGUUUAAUCUGCGAUUUCUAAAUUAGUUUAUAUAUAUAAAUAUAUAUAUCUACAUAUAUAUAUACUAAGGUACCAAAUGACCGCACUGUUGACCGGACAUCCUCUUGAAACUAGUAUAUAUUUAUUUAUGAAAUAUUUAAGUAUUAAAUCAAUAAUAAUAUGAUAUAUGAAUAAUGAAAUGCUUAUAAAUAUGAUUGCGAAUUUUUUAAGUAAAAAGUUUUAUAUUAAAAAUUGGAAUUUGAGUUUAAUAAUUUAAUUUAAUUCCAAUUUUUGGAUUAAAAAUUAAAAUCUCAUCUUCGAUUAAAAUUGAGAAAAUAUUUUGUAAUUUAAAAAUUGGAGUAACAAAUAAAAAUAUUAUUUUUUAAAUUAAAAGCUGGAAUGAAAAGGGAUAAAAAAGAAAUGAUUUACAUACGUAUUUCUAACUGAAGCACUAUAAUUAAAUGCAAAUUAUCUUUCAAUCCGAUAUUUGGGAAUAAAAUAAAAUAUACAUUUUUAAUAAUAUUUUUGAGAGUAAUUUUUUUUCAAUCCGGUAUUUGGGAUGAAAUAUUAAAUAUAAAUUUUUAUUCCGGUUUUUUGGAAUUAAUUUUUUUUUCAUUGCGGUCUUGGGUAUUAAAAAUUAUUUUUAAUAAAGAUUUUUGGGGUUACAAAAUUAAAAUACUUUCUUCAAAUGGUAAUUCAAUUAUUAUUUUUUAUUUUAUUAUUUGCAACUCUGAACAUAACCCAAUUUUUUUUUACCCAUUGCUGCUCUUCAUUCUCAUUCUCUUUGUCCUAAUUUAACAUAUUAACAUAAUAUCACAUUUGUGUGCUGUAAAUUAUGUUAACGCUUUGAUGGAAUCCAUUUUGGGGAUUCGUUAAAUGCUGAUGCAAAUUUAAAUAGGCUGGUUGGAGUAUUGAUCUGUUGGAUUAUUGGUUUUCCGAUCUCUUCUAUGUUGUUUAACUUACAGUGAUUUGCUUCCUUCAAGUUAAUUUUGGCAGCCGUAAUUUAUUGUGGGGUCGCAUACGAAUCCCGAACUACCUGCUUAGAUACGCCUGUUCUCACAAAAGGCUAGUUUACAUAACUGGAAUGGACGAGCAUUUAUAUCCGACCAUGAACUGUCAACUCGGCAGUGUUUAAAGAAGGUUUUAGGGCCCUACAACAACAACAAGUCUUUCUUGAAAAACUUUCAAAUGCUUGGUAUAAAUUAAAACGGUCGACAAAUAGGUUGGUAUAUAGUAUCAAGCGAUGACUUUUCACUUGAACGACAUAUUUUGGGUAUGGACAGAAUAAAUCUGAAUAUUUCUGUUUUAACCUUUUACAAUAUGUUGUAUAAUGUGUAAUUCACGAGGCAGUUGAUAUUUUCUCUUUUAGUUUUUUUUUAUAUAAUUAACAAGGUAUAUUAAGUUUGUUACGAAGUUUAUAACACCCAGAAGUAAACCUCGAAAACUUUAUAAAAAUAUAUUUAUAAAUGAUCAUCGUGACACACCCUUGUCUUCCCAAGAAGCUGCUCAUUCAUCGGAAUUGCCGGUAUUGGGCCGCUAUACAAACCAAUCGAUUAAAAUUAAGUCCAUAUAUGGAAAACUUUUUUAUUUGAAAAUAUAUCUUCACGAAGUUUGUCCUGAAUUAUUGUCCAAGGCAACGAUAUAAUCUCCAAACAAGUGGUUUACAUCGGACCACUAUAGCAUUUAGCUGUGAUACAAGCUGACCGAUCAAAAUCAAGGUAAAGAUUUUUUAAUACUCUUUUAGACUAUAAGAAAAGCACCUGUGAAGGAUAUUAUAUCGGCUGCACCGACGCUAACGUUUUGUUUUGUUUUAAACUGUGUUUAAUUCAGUUAAAUUAUGUAUGCGAUAUCAGGAGAGCUCGAAAAUCCACAAAAAAGUUUGAAAAUAGUUUUGAUAAUUUUUUUAUGUUCGUUUAAAACAUGUAUUAUAUUAGGGCACAUUCGUUAUUUUAGCAACCAUAUCAGACUUGCUUUGCAAUUCUGCUUUUCAAGGUCAUCCAAAUUCUACGACAUUUUCUAACCUUGCAAAAAAUUACUUGCCUAAAGGUCGACUAUAAGUAACAACUGGACCUCCAUUGCUUACUUUACAACUUCCAUUUUCAUUUCACAAAAGAAAA